Molecule: messenger RNA, 3321 nt
Organism: Symbiodinium sp. CCMP2592
Lineage: Eukaryota; Dinophyceae; Suessiales; Symbiodiniaceae
Source: the annotation of a GenBank genome assembly
AUGGCGGACGCUAAGAGCAAGAGCAGGCCCGGCAGGCGCUCCAAGUGCUCACCAAAGGACCAGGAGGAACAGCAGGCUCAGAGCAGCCCGCAAGCGGACGCAAGGACAACGCCCUGGAGCACUACCUCGGAGAAGAUCAAAGAUCUGGUGGCCAAGGGGGAGUGGGUGCCUGCCGGCGCUGUGCCGCAAAAACAUGUUGGCAUGGAGGAAGUCCUGGACGGCGCAAGCCUGGGCGCGGCAUUUUCCGGUGCUGAGGAUACUCAGACGACGCUGCGGUUCAUGGGCGUUCUGGGCGACAUCGACUUCUCCAAGCCCGGCCCGGCUGGCACAACGGUAACGUGCACAGACGUGGUCUCCUCGCUGGAGUACUUCUACGCAGCAGAGAAGCCACCCGAGGAGCUCCCAACAAUCACAGUACUUUACAGUUCUGACACAAAGAGGGGCGAGUUCCUGCCAAUCACGAGAUUGGCCCAACUGCAUGCUUUCGUGUCGGCCUGGCACGAUGCGAAGUCCCCGGAGCUGAGGGCGAAGUAUGCAAUGCGUGCAUCGGCAGUCCCACUUGCCCUUGUGAAAGGGUCCAGCGACUCGGCAGAGUGCUUCUGGAGAAUACACCAGCACGGGGAAACCGUGCAACAGGAGGGAAACCAGUGCUGCAUUCGACUAUGUGAUCGCUUGAAGCAGUUGCAGCAGCUCCACCGCUCCCUGGGCAAACCCUCGACUGCGAAGGACCUCUACGCUGAGUUCGAGGCACGCGUGAAGUCCCAUGAGCUGUCGUUUGCCAGCGAGGAUUCGGCGGCGAUGGCCUCAGAGUGCGGGUACGGCACGAAGGUUGCUACUUGGACACGAGCCAGCCUCCAAGAGAAUGUCAAGGCGGUUCUGGGAACAAGGCGCGUGAUGGAGGCCGUGAUCGACCAGUGCAGCCCCCGUCGGGAUGACUCGUCCACGGUUGAGGCAGCCGAGUGGAAGAAGGAGCUGUCCUACUUCGUGGAUGCAGGGAACCUGCCCUUGCUCGAGAGGGCUCAGGUGCCUGGCCACAUGCUCCUUGGAAAGACCGAUGCGGAAGUCGGUGUUCUAAGGCUGCUGGUGGACUUUGCGAACUUGGACCACAUGAAAACCAUGUAUGUUGUGACGGGCGCAACCGAUGUUGUGUCGGCCCAGCUGAGCGACCCGCGGACGCAAGGCUUGCUAAGCGAGGUGAUCAAAAAGUACGUGGAUGAGCAUGUCAAGGUCCUUACUACAACACCGGAGCCUGCGACGGCCGUUGAGACCAGCGUUGAGCCUGAAAAGGACACUGCCACUACGGCACCUGCUUGGAACGACGGCGAUGUCGCUGGUGAUGCGCCGGGAGUUGCUGCUGGUUCAGAGGAACCUGCAACGCACAGUAGUAAAGUGACGAAGAAAGCCAUGGAGGAGUGCGACAGAUACAUGCACUUCUUUGUGGCAGACAUCCAGGAUGCGAAUGCUGUGUCCGGAGUGUUGAAGUUAAAGACGCAGAUGGGUCGCGAUGGGGCCGACCUGGAUGCCGCAAUGUUCGGCAAGGAGGCCUCUUGUUCCUCGACUAUCCGUGCAGCUCGGAAUGUGGUGCGGGACAUCGGGGAGAAAGGGGCUCGUGCUAGCGGCGGGUUGCUAGAACUGUCCAGAUGCAAAGAGGAUGACGCUGAGAGGGACACUCACCGUCUGUUAGUCAAGCGGUAUCGUCUCAGUCUAGAGAAAGAAAUCCCCCUCAAAUACCUCGAGCUGAAGAACAAACGACUCGCCAUCUUGCGACUUCGGGACUGGAUGCAAUUCCUUAUCGAUUCUCAUUGUUGGCACAUCGUGACUGGGCUUGUUGGCCGGGACGAGGCCCGAGAAGAGGCCAUACUCAAUGAAUUCUGGUCGAGGUACAAAGUCUCCCACCCCAGACACCCCAUAUUCCAAUUGGAGGCAAAAGGUCUGUACCUGGGCAGAUGCGCCCCGCUGAUUUAUCACGGCGACGAAGGACGAGGCAAACGCAGAACAGCAUUUCUGGUCACCAGCUAUUCGUCGAUCCUAGGGCGCGGCAGCGCCCCUGCAGACAAAGCUCGCAAACGAAACGGAGUCCGAAAAGAGUAUCUGAAACUUCGAACGAACUUUCGAGGUCACUCGUUCACGAACCGUUUCUUCCAGGCUGGCUGGCCUAAGGCCAUCUACGACAACGAGGAAAAUGGAGCUUUCGAGUUGCUUCUUCAGAACUGCAAAGAUGAGAACGACUUCUUGAUGUAUCAAGGCUUAUGGGACCAAGGACGACACAAAAAGUUUCAUGCCGUCAUUCUUGCGGUCACAGGAGAUUGGCCGUGGCUUUGCAAGUCUGGAAGACUCCUUCGGAAUUUUAACCAUGCCGUCAAGAAGCCCAAAGAUGCGGAAAACCCAACAGGGAUAUGUCACCUUUGUUUGGCGGGGCGACGGGAGCACGAUUUCGAGCACAUACAUACAGAAAGGCCGUCCUGGCUAAGCACUUUUUUGCAAGAAGACCCCUUCGAUGAACCCUCGGUAUUGGCAACACUUCCGCACGAGCCUGGGGGGGCUGCCUCGAUCUUCCGAUUUGACUUGUGGCACUCGUGCCACUUGGGCAUUUGCAAGCCGCUGAUUGGUUCAACGCUGGCGCUACUCAGCGAAACUUAUGCUGGACGGUCCAGAGACGCCCGCUUCAUGCUUUUAUCAGACGACUUCCUGACGUGGUGUCGGGAGAACAAGCGGCAAGCUCUUUUGCACAAGGUGACAAAGGAAACAAUAUGUUGGCCCAAAUCCACAGAGUUCCCUAGCGGCUCAUGGUUCAAGGGUUCCUUGUCAACCACCUUCUGCGAAUUUAUCGAAGCGACCUUAUCAGACAAAACCUUUGAGGACCCAUUGCUGACGAGGAGUGUCGAGGCUGUGCAAGCCUUGAACAAGUUUCUUUCGGGCUUGUAUGAAAGCGACGUGUUCCUCGAUCGUCACACGGCAACAACUUUGGGUCACUAUGGCCUGCGAUUUCUCAGGAGAUAUUCGUGGUGCGCUACAGAGGCUGUGCGCCAGCGUCGAUGCCUUUUUAACUUGCUUCCGAAAUUACAUUGUGUACACCACAUCUGCCUUCAGGAUCUCAUCGAGCCGGCCCAGCGCCAUGAUUACAUCAUCAACCCCCUCGUGUACUCGGUGCAGCUUGCCGAAGACUAUAUUGGUAGAAAUUCGCGAACCAGCAGGAGGCUCCACCCGGCCACAGUUACGAAAAGAGUAGCGGAGAGGCAUCUGCAGGCUGCAUACAGGCAGUAUCUAAAGGCAGGCUUCUUGGUGGAGGAUGCACCGGCAGCCAGCAGUGAGCAAGGAUGA